ACGUUAAACGAUGUGGAAUGGGUUUGAAUCGGUUAUUACAUGCGUGCUAAAAUCAAUUAUUAUUACGAAAUAAAGUGUAAUUAAAUACGAAACUAAUAUACGUUAAAUACAUUUGCAAAGUGAUCAUUUCUUUCUUGCAAGAGUAUUUGCUUACAGUAAAAUAUGCAGAGUAUUCGCCAGUGUGUUAAACAAUUAGCAUCAUAUAGCAAAUCUGCUAUAAACAAGACGAGUAUACUAUCAAGUGCAACAAAUUUUGCACAAACGCCAACAUGCAAUGUGCAUAUUUCUGCAAUCUGUUGCAGAACUGAUUUGAGUAAAUACGAAACUCCGACAAGGUUUUUAGAUAAUAACAAAACUGUAUUUCCACCUCAAAAACCAGAUGAAGAGAGAAGACCUGCUUAUGUAUGUCAUAUGAAAGCCAAUAUAAAGUACAGUCCGAAGAAAAUGUGGUACGUCGCAGGCUUUGUACGAGGAAUGACCGUGGACGAAGCCGUAAAACAAUUGAGUUUUAUGUAUAAGAAAGGCGCUGAGAUUGCAAAGGAAGUUAUACUAGAAGCUCAACGUUUGGCUGUAGAGGAACACAACGUUGAAUUUAAAAGUAAUUUGUGGGUCGCGGAAUCAUUCAGUACCAAAGGUAUUGUAAUAAAGGGUAUACGACGACAUGCUAGGGCACGCAAAGGAAUUGUGCAUUACAGAUAUUGCCACUAUUUUGUACGCUUGGAAGAAGGAGCGCCACCUAAGCACUAUUAUCAGACACAUCCUAAAACUGGCGAGGAAUUGUUAAACAAUUGGAUGAAGCAGCUGCAUAUGCGCAAAAUACCGAAUUCUUUGUAAUAUUAGAAAUACGAUUAUAAUACUGUAAAUAUAUUAUUUAAGAACUAUUUACAAAUCAUAUAUAUCAAAGGUACAUCUUU
This is a messenger RNA of Trachymyrmex cornetzi, 914 nucleotides long. RefSeq names its product mitochondrial ribosomal protein L22 (gene mRpL22). Gene Ontology annotation, cellular component: mitochondrial large ribosomal subunit; ribosome. Gene Ontology annotation, molecular function: structural constituent of ribosome. The transcript has 4 exons. The record is from RefSeq and is a predicted model, not a curated record. Gene Ontology annotation, biological process: translation. Bases 163 to 834 code for a protein of 223 amino acids. NCBI's taxonomy places the organism in Eukaryota, Metazoa, Arthropoda, Insecta, Hymenoptera, Formicidae.